AUGGUUAUGGGACGGCUUGGUUCUGCGGUAUUUACCCUAGCGUUAAUAUUGUCGUUGCGGGAUAUAUACGGAAAUUCGCAGAAAGAUUCCGAUGACGAGGCAUUUAGUGAGGAAUUCGGAGAUGAAGAAGUUACGCCCCUUGAUUCGACAGAUGAAGGGGAAAUACCCGUAAGAAAACCGACAUCUCAUUUUACUGCACCACACACUAUGAAGAACCUACCUGUGAUGAAGUUCUCUUUCUGUGUUUCAUGUGGAUAUAGGCAGGCGUACGAUGAGUUUUCGAAAUAUGUGCAUGAGAAAUAUCCAACCAUCAAAAUUGAAGGCCAGAAUUACCCACCAGUGCUUUGGAAAGCUAUUAUAGCUCAGGUCAUUGCGUUUAGUAAAAUUGCACUCAUAGUCCUCAUAGUCAUGGGUCGCGACCCGUUCACUUCUAUUGGUCAUCCUACUCCUAGGAUUUUUGACUGGGCAUUGAAGAAUAAAAUUUCCUCCUGCUUUAUGAUCUUCCUGCUCGCAAAUACCUUUGAAGGUGCGUUAAUGUCUACUGGUGCUUUUGAAAUCUACCUCGGUGGCGAGCAGAUAUGGUCGAAAUUAGAAAGUGGUCGAGUUCCUUCACCCACAGAAUUAAUGCAGAUAAUUGACCGACAUAUGGAACUCCAAGGAGCAAAAGUAAGCCUUACUUCCCCUACGUCCAAGUUUCACGGCACAGCAACAUAA
Enterobius vermicularis (human pinworm) is the source of this 714-nucleotide messenger RNA. Lineage: Eukaryota; Metazoa; Nematoda; Chromadorea; Rhabditida; Oxyuridae. The record is from the annotation of a GenBank genome assembly.